This is a messenger RNA of Aspergillus fijiensis CBS 313.89, 9531 nucleotides long. RefSeq lists its product as uncharacterized. The transcript has 10 exons. The coding region runs from base 1 to 9234 and encodes 3077 amino acids. The record is from RefSeq and is a predicted model, not a curated record. Lineage: Eukaryota; Fungi; Ascomycota; Eurotiomycetes; Eurotiales; Aspergillaceae.
AUGUAUGAAAAGAACACUCUCAUCGACAUAUUUCACCAUGUCGCCUUGCCCCCCCAGCUUCCUGGAAGUCCAGACACAGAGCCGCAGAAAGUUGACUACGGCCUCAUCGAACGCCUACGCAGGGCCGUCAGAAACCUUCGCCACUAUGCGGAAGAUGACACAACGACUGUCUGGAAAAGCCUUGAUGAGACUCUGAAAGAGUGUCGUGCGAUUAACGAUGGCAGGGUCCACAAGGCAGCUUUGGUGAGUGCGUUCCAGAGGCUGGGCCCAGAUCACCCUAUCAUCGUGCACGUCGUCGAACACAACGCAGCCCUCCUUUUCCAUCAAGCUCAUGUGGCCGUCGAAGCCUUCGAAGCCUCACCAAGUGCCGAGCCCACCAUUGCGGCGCCCGGUGCGCUACAGUGGGAUUUCCCCGGGGUGGCGAUAUCGCUAGACAAGGAAGAAUUUGACAAGCCAUCUCUCCAAGAGAGUAUGGGGGAAUUCCUGGAGAGAGCCAGUACGGAGCCCCUCGACGAGUUUACGCCAAAAUCACAAAAGGCGGGCGUCAAGGUGACUGAAACAAGAGACACCAUGGAUCCGGACUUGAUCACCGACUUUCUGAUCACACCAGUCCUCCUUCGCAAGCGCAUCAAAGACGAUGUAUGCUGGAACAACGCGGAGCGACCGUGGCGGCGUAGCCCUCUAUGGCUCGUGCUUCGUGUCUGCCUCCAACGCCUGCUGUACUUGCGCUUGGGCAGUGAAUUGGCAGAUCUACUGAGAGACCUCGUGGAAUCACGCGCGGUGGGCCCGGAGCAAUGGAGCUGGUUGAGGGCCAAACUUUGCCGUCGCCUCACCAAGCUGGAAACUAUGAAGGAUUCUCUAUGCCCAGAGUCACAGGCUGCCUAUACCCGACUCGCGAACCAGCUGGAGCCUUUCUACACGGAGCAGAUUGAGAUUGCGAGCAGUGGCAUUGAGCAGGAGUGGCAUGACUUUAAGAAGAACUUCCUGCGUAAAGUACCAAAGCUACCACUCAGGGCUGGUGCAGCAGAGAUGCACCUAAGUCUACCCAACAGCAUAUCCUAUCUCCGCAAUAUCCUGCAACAGCCUCAUGAUGGUAAUCCGAGGUCCCGCAACACGAAUCUUGUCCACCCGGCGAGCAAGGCGAGCGCAGAUAUGACGGACGAGUUUACCACAUUGUUCAAGGUUUACUCAUCCCUAGCUGAGUUGGAGCAGUCAAUAGAUUCCGGUGAAUGGAGGGCUCCAGCGGCUGGCCUAGUUCAGAGCAUCGGCGCUUGCACUAAAAUUGCCGACAGAAUCGAGGACUAUCUUCAAAGAGUUGCGGGCGCCUAUGACAGAGAUCCGGAGCAAUUCAGCCUCUUAAUCUUGAACAUAUUUGAGCUGUGGGUCUAUAUGGACAAAUGCGCGACCGUCGCCUAUCCGCUGCUUCUCGAGUUCCAUCCGGUAUUCCGCCCAGAGCUACUUGACGUCUUGCUCCUCUCUAGACGAACCGACCUAGACCGUCUGCAUGCGAUUCAACUCCAUCUUCAUGGAAGAUGCGCGACAGUAGCUGACUCAAGCGUGUCAAUCUUUGCAGACCCGGCUCCGGGUUGCUUUGCUGAUCGAUACAUGGAGCUCGACGUCGGGAAAAGCUUGAGAGAACUACAGAAAGCCAUUGAAGAUGCAUCUCAGGCUUCAAGCCAGAGAAAGCUAAAAGAGCUCCAGAAAGUGAAUAGAAAGUUCGAAUCUUUGACUACGGAGUUGUCAUCGAGUGACUGUACCCAGCGAAAGAACCCUGACGGUACUCAUGAUAUUCGCGAUUGCAGUCACUGCUACUACAAUCGAAGUCGAAAAAGUCUAGAGAUCAGCGCUCAUGAAGCGUAUCUGCCUUGCGACGGAAAGAUGGCUGAAAAAAGAGCCAUUGUUUUUGAGUUGGAAACCCCCGAAGCAUUUGCCGCCUACCGCAGUGCUACGUGGCAUCUCAUUGUUCGAUUUGGUCCUAGACUAGCCUCACCGAAUGCAAUGGCACCGAUGAAGCUGCUGAGUGAGUACGCGAAUCUUUCCGGAUACUUCAGAGAGAAUGCACGCCGCGGAGGGUUGUCUCUAGCCUCGACUACCAAGUCGUUCUUGGAUACCCAUUACAAAUUGCGGCAAUUCCCAAUCGCCGAGGAAAGCGUGCUGCUUCCGUCGGGUUUAACCUUCAAGUACUAUGAUAAAGGUCGCAAUGUAUGGGGAGGGGACUUGCCAAAAACACUCACAUUUGCGCAUCACUUUGCCCUUGCCCUCCCAUCGAAUCUUCCCCUCGCACAGCUGUACUCUUCAUCAAGUUUCGCUCCGGACGGACCAGGGCCUUCGUCAUAUGAAGCUCUUGCGGAAUCACGGAAGCGUCCUUCUGCAGUGACCCUCCAUGAGUUUCUCGCACAUCAGAGCUUGAUGGCCGGCAAGCAACGUCGGUGGAUUUCGAUCCUUUCUGAGCUCGGAUCGUCGAACAUCAAUUUCAGCGCGCACGAAACAAUGGCUCUUCUGCAGCAUCUCGCCUUGCAGGCUGGCCCCUGGCAGCAGCGAGAAUCUUUGAGAGUCAUACAUUCUGUCUUCCACGAAGCCGUCUUCUGCAAGCGACUGAUACAACAAAUUGAUCAACACGUUUCGUUGAUCACCUCGAACUGGCGCGAGGUCAUGUACAUGGAAACGAUGCUGACUUUGACGAUGCGAGUGUGCAGCCUGGGGUGUGAUGAAGUGUCAAGAUGCGCCAACGAACUGCUGUUAAAAAUCCGCAGUGUGACGCAUCGUUGGAUCCAUCACCUACGCAACGAAGCACGCAAAGCUGUCGAGGUCGAUGUCGCGGACAGAACAGCGCGAUAUUGCUUCUUGGCCGCUCUCCUCUGUCGCCGCACUUUUGAUCGAACGACUAGCGCCUCAAUUGAUGCGGCCUCCACCCAAACAUGGAUUGAAGCCACACUUUCCAUGCAGGAAAGCCUGGUCAUAGAUGCGAGUAAUUUCGAUGCAUUCACUCGGAGGAUGCUAGUCCGCGACAUCAAGAUGUCCAAUCGACUGUGCCAGGUGAUUCAGUUCGCGGUCAGGUGGUAUCCCUCAAGCGUGAAUGCAGCCAUCGACAGAGUAUGGUUCAGUGCGCGUGAGGGACAACAUACUAUCUGGCAGCAAGAAGAAAAUGGCUGGAUAACUGCCACAGCCCGCGGUACUGAUGAAGAGCGAGAUCAAUAUCGCCAGCUCCACAUCCUGGAAGGCCACUUCUUGAUCGACGGCAAGCCUCUGGGGAAGCUUCCAGCCGACAUCCGUAACUCAGAUGUGCUCAAGGAACUGUUCGGCAACGAGAGACUCAGUGCUUUCCCAUCGAGUCUGCCCGGGAUGAGUUAUAAAUUGGCGCUGGCUAGGAACGGCUAUGAGGUUCACUUGGGUUACCGAGGUCAGGACCUCGUGAUCUGGGCCUGCAAGGAGAGCCAAACUUUGGAGCAUGUUCCUCGGUCUGUGUUUGGCAGUGGCAAGAAACCGGACUUACCAUACUCCUUACUUCGUGACUGUGUGCACUGGAUCAAUAUCAAAACGGGAAUCCUCCAGGCGAGGCGUAUACCACAAAUCUGGAGAGAGAGGCCGGGCGACUGGAAGAUCAACAUCCGAACCCAGCAGGCUAACCGACGCAAGUCAUAUCUGGUUGACCCCCGUUCUCAACUCGCAAUGACGAUAGCUAGCAUUUUCUCUCAUUUCGAAAAAGCCGCAGAGCUGACAAUCUAUCAACCGCCGCAAACCAUGCUCUCGGUCGAGUUGAAGGCAAUGAACCUCAGAUUCUAUGUCAACCAGAGACAGCGCCUGCAGUGCACUCAAUUGAGCGCAGAGAUUGACCCCAAUCAAGACGCUGGUACACUUUAUGGACUCCAAAGUAUGCUAGUACUCCGAAAUAUCUACAAUCGUUCACAGCGCAGUAUCAUUGUUCCCGUGGGCAGCAUCCAAAUCGAGCGCCAAGGCAUACAUGUUUUGGUCAAGAAAGAGAACAAUGGGAACUAUGGGAGGUAUCAGAUUGACGGAGUUCUCGGUCGGCUUCACUGCCCUGCCGAGCCACUACUUCUUUACACAAAAGCCCAGCUUCAUGCAUUCACUUCCUUCGUCUCUUCGGACCCGCUGACAGGGCGUACCGGUACAGAAGAGGCAUUGGCUUGUUUAAAGUCCGCCUCCUCAUUACCGUGGAGACCUCUCGAGUCCAACAUCGUGGAUCUGUUACGAGGAAUCUCCGGGCUCACGCCGGUCCAACAGAUGGUGAGGUGGAAUAAGGAACUGACAGUGUCCAUACAGCAUGAAGCGUAUCAGCCAACCAUCGAGUCGAUUCUGAAGAGGUCACAGAGACUUUCUCUCUUCCAACCAGGUAUCCCGCCUCGCGGAACCAACACUAGCGGGAGUCAAGUAUAUCUGCGAGAUAGAGCUCUUUGGCGCCGCUCUUUGUACGAGCGAUCGGACACAUGGAACGAGGACAAAGUGCAAGAAAUCGCUGAUGAGGUAUAUGUAUCGCGUGCUAGAUAUCGUUCGUCCACGCGGGCGAAGAAUGUGCGUGAGAUUGUCUCCCUGCUCCGAGAACGGCCUUCGGAGAUCGCAACGACGGAUCAUCUCGCUCAUGUCAUACAGCGCUGGGGCCACGUCGGGGGCUAUGACGGCAAGUUCAUUCCCUCCACUGUGAAGGCCGCCAUAUCAAUUGACCUUGCGGCCAAUUGGGGUCGCUUGGUUCGGCUUUGCGCUGAGAGUCAAACGCGUGAUGUACAUUAUUUGAUGUUCAACCUCGGUCUUAUAGCCUAUUCGCAGAAUGUCAGCAUGACAGCCCUUCGUGUCCUAGCAGCCUUUGUCACUUUGGACGAGCUGAAGAAGUUAAGACUACCCCAGCACGAAGCCUUUGAGCAAGUUCGCGAAAACGGCAAGCCGGAUUCUCGAUUGCUUCUCGAACUGGUGGAACCAGCGUUGAUCAAGUUUACAGCUCCGACCCCGGUCAAGAGGCCUAAAAAUUCUACCACAUGCUUGAAAGCAGCAGCUAUGGCUGAACAUGAAAGGGCCAAGGAAGAACACGAAUCUCAGUGUAAUAGCGAAAGUCAACGCCUCGUGACCUUCAUUCUUUCCCAAUGGCCCUGCUUGGAGCCCUCACUCGAUGGGUUCUCGUCAGAAUUUGUGAACGUGAUGGACGCCCUGGACCUAAUUAAGCCAGUAUGGUCGCGUCGUUACAAGAACAUGCAACUUCUUGCCCAUAUCGAGGAAGUACAAAAGGUAUUGAACACCCACGGCAAUGUGAGAGCCAACAGACCACAAGAUUCACCAGCGAGCGGACACGUGGAGUACUUUGAAUCGCGCUCUGGCAGUCAUCCAAGAGUUGCAGUUGAGCUCGGACGUGACCUGCUCCAUACACCAGGCCCGCCGCUCGCGCAGGCUGAACACCACCAUCAGAAAUGCGCGAAAAAGAAGCCCCACCAUCCCACCGACCCGCGGAGAAGACGCGGUGAUCGGCCAGUGUCUACUGGAGAGAUUGAUGAACUUGAAAGCAUAGUGAGGAGCAUGAUCAACUCGGACUGUCCUGUGAGAUCCAGAUAUGGUCGAGACUUGCAAGUGAGCAUCCAUGCGCUGAAGGAUAAAGACCAGGAACCGAACAAGUCCCAAUCACCCAAAUUGUCCUACUGGAAAGGGCUCGAGAGAUACAAAGAGGAGAUUCGAGAUACGCAGGAUGUUGUGGACUCUCACUAUCGGCAGAUUCAUUCAGCUCUUCUAGCUGGGGAUUCGAGACUGUAUUGGUUGCUGAAAGGCAAUAUCGCACCAUGCAUCACCACGGUCACUAUCUUGCAGCAGCUUAGGGGCUCGCUCCUACAACGCCUGUUGCGGAUCAGAGAAUUCUUCGCUAGACGUGAUGAAAGCCGGCUCGAUCAAGAGUACUGCCAGAGAGACCAUGCGGUGUGGGAUUACAUGAGAUACUCGGACUGGAUUCUCGUUGAAAUCGAUGCGAAUAUGCAGAUACGGCAGGAACAGGUAACGGUUGCUCUUGAAAUGAUCACUCCAACCUCGGGCUCGAAUUCUGUUCUACAGAUGAACAUGGGACAAGGAAAGACUUCAGUGAUCACGCCGAUGGUGGCAUGCGCGUUGGCCAAUGGCAAGAUUCUCGCUCGGUUGCUCACACAUAUCGGAGGUCUUGUUGGUCGAGAAGUGCUGCAUAUCCCAUUCUCCCGACGAACAUUUCAUGAGAACACACUUCGUCAAUCCGGUAUCAUCUUGGGUGUUCCCGAACAUGCGUUGUCCUUCAAGUUGAGUGGCCUUCAGCGAGUUUCCGAUGUUAAGAUAGCCGAGGCUACUGAAAUGGUAGCGAUCCAAAAAUGGAUCGAUCGACAUGGUCGGGAUAUUCUCGACGAAUGUGAUUUCACCCUCGCGGUCAAGACACAGCUCAUUUAUCCCAGCGGCUCUCAGCUUGUUGUCGAUGGAUACCCCGAUCGCUGGGAGGUCACGAUGAAUGUGUUAGGGUUGGUCGCGGAUCAUCUACGAGACUUAGCACGGGAGUUCCCGCGCAGCAUUGAUGUGAUUGAAAGGGAAGAUGUCGCAUUUCCGAUCGCAUAUUUGUUGAGAAACGACGUUGAGUUGGCUCUGAUGAAAAGAGUUGUGAACGAUGCUUGUCGCGGCGCCGCUGAGAUUGAGGCCGUGCGCAUCUUUCUUUCAGACCCGGCCGUUGAUGACUCGGUCACCAAGAGUCUCCAGCAGAUCUUCGAGAAUAAGCCUCAGACGCUUAAGAGAAUGUAUCUGCUGCGAGGCCUGCUGGUUCAUCAGAUCCUGCUGCUAUGUCUGAAGAAGAGAUGGAAUGUGCAAUACGGCUUGCAUCCUGACCGAGACCCAAUUGCCGUGCUAUUCCAUGCCAAGGGUGUUCCAUCGAACCAAGCGGAGUGGGGUCACCCAGAUGUGGCCAUUCUAUUCACCUGCCUUGCAUUCUAUCACGAGGGUCUGAGCCAGGAGCAAUGUCGACAGUGCUUGGAGGCUGUUCUCAGAGCGGAUGAUCCGGCUACCGAAUAUGACCGCUGGACGGAGACAUCAGCAAUUAUGCCAGAAAGCUUACGACACUGGAAUCUAAUCAACGUGAACGAUUAUGAUCAGGGUUUUAUGAUCUGGCAGCAUCUACGGUUUUCGACGACGGUGAUCAACUACUAUCUGAAGAACUUUGUCUUUCCUGUGCACGCAAAGCAGUUUGCUAUCAAGCUUCAGAUGUCAGGAUGGGACGUGCCUUAUUUCAGGAACUCUCCCGAGAUCUCUGACGGUACAACGACUGUACAACCGGGCCUGACCACUGGUUUUAGUGGGACCAACGACAACCGCAGACUGCUACCCCUGACGAUGAAACAACACGAUCUUCCUGAGCUGUCACACACGAACGCGGAGGUCCUCACCUACCUGCUCCAGAAAAGGAACAGGGAGUAUCGAGCUGCGGUCUUCAAAGGAAAGCGUAUGUCCGAAACAGAGCUGCUGUGUAGCUUGACCAAAACCGAAGUCCGCACCUUGAUUGACGCAGGCGCUUUUGUCCUCGAGAUGGACAAUCUGAGCCUGGUAAAGACAUGGUUGAUGCAUGACAAUGAUGCCCAAGCUGCAGUUUACUUUGGGCCGGAUAAUCAGCCGUGGGUUUGCUCACGAACAGGAAAGUGUCUACCACUGAUCGCAACUCCGUAUGCGGAUGAUAUGACGGACUGCUUGAUCUAUCUCGAUCAAGCACAUACCCGAGGUACAGAUCUGAAACUCCCAGCACAUGCUCGGGGAGCCCUUACCUUGGGUCUCAAUCAGACGAAGGACCAUACUGUGCAGGCAGCCAUGAGGCUCCGACAGCUCGGGACAACGCAGUCUGUGGUUUUUAUCGCACCUCCAGAAGUGCAUCAUAAUAUUCUUGACGUCUGCGGCAAGCACCAGGACGAGCAACUCGACUCCUCCGAUGUUGUGUACUGGCUAUUGCACCAGACCUGUGCCAGUAACAGGGAUCUCGAGCCGCUCUACAAUGCGCAAGGCGUCGACUUCUGUCGCCGUAUUCAGGCCGCUGAAGACUACCCUAACUUCAUUAAGAACCAUCAUCAGCGGAGGUACUACAUGGGGAUCCUGCAGCAGCCCGAGCAGCAGUCUCUGGAGCAACUGUACAAGCCGGAGCCCACCGAUGCGAGCGAUGGAGACUCGGAUUCGUCGAAUGAUUUCACAUAUUCGGGCCGAGCCGCCAGCUUCAUUGAAGUUCUGCGACAGCGACGCACGGAAGGCAAAGAUAUCCACCAUUCGGCCAUCGCCAGUUCCGCGCAAGAAGAAGUCGAGCAAGAACGAGAGGUUGCUUACGAGGUUGAAGAAGAGCGGGAGGUUGAGCGUCCUAAGUUGCUGACGGCGUACAUUUACCCCGGCUUGCAUCAAUCCCUAUCGCAGUUUGGGAAGACUGGUUCCCUCGAGGGUGUGGGGUAUGUGACCGCGGAGAGUAUGAUACUUGCAACUAAACUAGGUGGCAAGUAUAGAGACCAAGUGGGUCUGAGCCUGCCGCAUCUAUAUGUAUCGGUGGAGUUCACCAAGACGGUCAAGCUGAAGCCUGGAGAAAAGAUGGAUGAACUGACGCGCCCGGUGAACUGGCUACUUUGCAACAUCAAAACUGAGAUGGCAAUUGUGGUCACCCCCGAAGAAGCCGAAGACCUGAUUCCCAUCCUCCGCACUGAGGCAGCACCAUCGAUGCACCUCAUGACCUACGCAGCGCCGGUCACCAGGCGCAUGCAGCACUUCAGCAACCUUGACUACUACACCGUCCCCCCUCUCCCGGUCGCAAACUAUGUGCCCGCCUUCCUGGCGUUCGAGGUUGGCAUCUUCGCUGGAAGACUCUAUUUCGGUCCCCGUGAGUACGAAGAGAUCCUGGACCGCCUGGCUCUCGAAUGGGACGAUGUGGCCGGUAGCGCGGUGACUCCUGCGGAAGGGUCCUCACUCAACAUGGCCUUCCUGCAGGAGUGGCUGGCGUUGAGACGGCAAGGCCAAGAUAUAUCCCAUACGCCGAUGGGCUAUGUUUGUCAAGGCCGGAGGCUGCGUUCCGACCACCCAUUCUUCGUGGAGUCCGAUACCCGCAAGACCACAGACAGUUUCCUCCCUUCGUCUGGGAAGACUGUGAGUUUUGAGGAGCAGGAAGAGUACUCUGAUAGUAACGAGGGAGUGGAGGAUGAGGCGGAACAAAUCGAUCUGGGCGUGGAGGGGGAUGAGGACUUUGAAGAGGACGAGGACUUCGAAGGGGAGAUUUAGGGCGCUGCAAGGGUAAGGAUAGGAGGAUUGGAGAAAGCGAUGAGUUUGGUGUUGAGCUUUUGUGGGAGGAUGUCACGGGAGGUGGUCAUGUAUUUGUGGGAGCUUUCAGAGUGGUAUGCUGUUCAUGAUGUCACAUUCUCGUGCCAUCAAUCUACAAUGUCAAGUAUCCCAGUUGUUGAGAUAUGGCUUGGAUUAGAUGCGUGCCUGACAUUCAAUCAUGGUGGUUGGAAACUAGAUGUUGGCAAGAAAGUCCAUAGGACGAAGGAAUUCUGAGAAAUUCAAUGAUGCUUCCGCAAU